AUGGACCUCCAGGAAUCUUUGGCAGAUGAUUCUCAUCUGGAACCUGAUGAGUAUGCGCGGUUGAAAGGGUUAUCGGUCGACUCCCAAGUCCAAGUUUCUCUUUUACUUGACCAUUUCCAAAGGCAAAGCAAUCAUCUGCUAGAUGAUAACGUAGCCGAUGACGACUCUCUUACUCAACUACGUAUCCCGCGCCUUAUUUCUCAAGUCGAACAACUUGAUGGUGUAUCUAGAGAGUCACUUGAACUAUUGAGUCAUGCUGCAUCGUUGGGACGCGAUAAUAAUCAUGCAUUUGAUUGUCCUCCUCGUGUAGACUUUUCGCAGUUGAAAUUGGAAUCCCCCUUGCUCCGAAGCGAUCCCGAAUACGACUGCCGGGAACUUGCUAGGUCUAUGCAGCAGCUGCGACGAGCGGAUGUAGAUCUAACAAGUGUUCCGCUGGAGCCUCUUAACGUUUCAAAUGACGAGAGCUUGGAUUUUCCAGAGAUAUCUUACCGAUAUAAGCAGAUGAUAAUUGAAGAAAUUCGGGAUGAGAAGAUAGAUAUCACAAAAGAGGCUCUUAUCUAUCUUUCCCGAAUGCUGAAAGAUGUCUGGACAUCGGAAAGUCAUAAUGAGUUAUUAAACAGACUUUCUAGCCGAAGAGUUCUUCGAGAUUUAGCUCUUACACCUCCUCUUAGUCCGUAUCCGCAGAACGAAGGCUAUUUCAUCCCUGAAGAUGUAGCAUGCCAAGUCCCGUUGUCUUCAGAUAACAGCACGCUGCUCGAUGAUGAUUUGACGAAGGCCGAAGCGGACCUACUACGAGAGGAUGAUUAUCAUCCCGACAUCCCCUCCCUUGUAGACCUCGAACCACUAACCAUACCCCCAUCAGACGACUUCAAACUGCCAGGCGCAACACGGCUGAAAAUUGACUCAAUAAAAGUUGAAGGUCCCCUGAGCCCAUUAAAUUCCAUACCUUCAUCGUCCGAAUUAGCUGUAGACAUGGUAGACCUCGCUAGGUGCGUGGAUAUCGAUCACGUACUCGACAAGCAGCGAUCGAUUAUACCGGAUGCUAAAGGCGUAAAGGAUCCAAAUGGGAUAUUUAGCGACGAUGUUAUGACCGCUUUUGUGGAAAAGGCAAAAUAUAUUAAGAGAAGUAUCGAGCAGGAAAAAUUACAGGCCGCAGAUGCGAUGGCUAGAAUCGAAAUUCCUACGAUGGAUUUCUCGAUUCCUGACCCCAACUGGAAAGAAAUCGAGCCAAAACCUGCGUCACAACUGGCGUGGAUAGAAAGGACAUACGAGGCUUUUAAUGUACCCCCAUGGCCGAAGGACACUCAAGCAGAACGAGCUCUUCGCUGGUUCCCCUUUCCGUCUAAGAUGGGCCACGUAUCUAUGAAUGAGAUAAUCGUAGAUGAUGGUACUGCAAAGGUCUUGCUCAAUUUCUCCGGUCCUCUCGAAGUGCCAACAAGUGGGGAGUAUGUCUGGAAACAGCCAGGUCUGGCUAUCCUUCGGGAAUGGGAUGAUGAUGAUGAAGAGGAGCAAGAAUUACCUUACGUUUCUGGCGAGGAAAGGAACAUUGAGUCAUUAGUGAGAAAGAGGCGGCUAGAACUCAAUAACUCAUCAGAUUCAGCUUCGCCAGUCGGAGUAGUUCGUGCCCCUCAAGCCACGGGAACAGAAUCAUGUCAAACUUCACUUGACGAGCAGGGUCAGCACUCACACCUUCUCCUUGGUUGCAACGAUGCUUCCGCUACGUCGACUCUACUUUCUAAUUAUCUCGACUUUCACAUCCCAAAACGGCAAAAGAAUAUGAAAAGCUCCUUCUUCCCAACCUUUGCUAAAGAAGCAGACGACCUCAAAACAAAGGUAGAUUUAAGUACCUCGGCGAAAAGUCUACUAGAUGAAACAUUAGUAUCAAAACCAGAGCUAGAGAGAGAACCGGCGAUUCCUGCUCCUUGUCCCCCGUUGCAACCAAUCCUUACGCGCACGAAGAUAAUAAAGGCGCUAACACUUGAACGAGGUGUGCUCUCCCGGCUCGAGAAAUCCCACCCAAAUAUUGAAAUAAUCGAACGUGACUUCGACCGUUGGAAUUCUUCAGCAUGGAAUCGUAAUUCAGUAUCUCGGUCCCCGAUUACGUCGCCAUUGGCUGCCGAAGCGGACGUAAUUGUUUCUCCUGCCACCGGAAUCGUGAUCAUUACAUUGCUUAGAGCUAUACAGAAACCACCUCCGGGUCAGAAGGGCGUUUCAAAGAUCCGGGAACGUAUACGUAGUGUAGCGCUUCGGUACGAACGUCUCAUCAUCCUUGUAUCAGAAGGAAAUCGUGUUGAUGAGACAGCCCGGAGCCUUACGCCUGCGGAGUGUGCUGGCUAUGCCGAUUUUGUCGGCUUCACUACUGGACUGGACACGAAUGUGCAGGUUUACUAUGUGGGAGGCGGCGAUGAUACACUUGUAAAAUGGCUAGUCUUUUUUCUAGUCCGCCAUGCACCAGACGCAGAAGCAUUGGAAGACAUAAUUAUCCAAGAGGAGUCGCUAUGGGAGCUGUUCUUACGGCGGGCCGGUAUGAAUGCGUAUGCUGCACAGGCUAUACUCGGACAGCUCAAGGCGCCUGAUGAUAUUCCUGAAGAGCGGGCGGGCAAAUACGGGCUUCCAGCGUUUAUUAGGAUGGCGCCAAAGGAGAGGGUCCAAGCGUUCCAAAGUCUGAUGGGUGGAGAAAGAGUGUUGAAUAGAGUCAAUGAAACUCUGGAGACUCAAUGGGGUUGA
This is a messenger RNA of Daldinia vernicosa, 2727 nucleotides long. RefSeq lists its product as uncharacterized. The record is from RefSeq and is a predicted model, not a curated record. Lineage: Eukaryota; Fungi; Ascomycota; Sordariomycetes; Xylariales; Hypoxylaceae. The coding region runs from base 1 to 2727 and encodes 908 amino acids. The transcript has 2 exons.